AUGUCAAGAUGGAUAAUUCAAACGAUGACGUGCUAUAAGGAACACAAAAUGGUGCUCGAAAAAACAGAAAUAAUGUAUGUCGCUACUCUACCAAGAGAAGAAAAACAAUCUAUACUGGAAGAAAAUGAUUUUAACAAACAAGACAAUCGAGAUGAAAACUUCCGCAAAAUAAUCUCUGACCGUUUUCUGGAAUUUUCAAGAAGCACCAGUAUCCACGGAUUUAAAUAUUUAGGAGUUCGUAAAGGGUACACCAUAGAAAAAGUAUGGUGGAUCUUCGUACUCAGUAUUUGCAUUUAUCUGUGUACCCAUUUCACAAUCCAGACUCUCAAGAAAAGAGAGGAAAAUCCCGUUUUUAUAAGCUUUCGUCAGUCUCCUAUGCACCUCUGGGAUAUACCAUUUCCAGCUGUUACCAUUUGUCCUGUGUCCAAAAUUAAAGCGAGCAAGUACAAUUUUACCAAAUAUGCUACGAGGCACAAAGAAGCCAACCUUACCGAUGAAGAGUUGAAACGCUUUCUGGACAUUGGUUUGUUCUGUAAGCCUGAGUACAACUGCGCCUCUUCCCAGUACGAAAAGAUACAACACAGUCUUAGCGAAGAAGCCGUGGAGUAUUUCAUAAAGCAAUCUGUUACAAUAGAUGAUAUUUUUGGUUUUUGCAAAACGAAUAAAAAGAACUACAGCUGUAACCAUUUUUUCUCGCCAAUUUUAACAUCCGCAGGGUUAUGUUUUUCUUUCAAUAUGUUAGACAGGACAGAAUUGUUUCAUAACAUAAUGUCCAUUCCUGCAGACCAUGUAAUCCACAAAAAAACACGCCACUGGACUGCCGACAACAACUACGAAAAAACUAUAAAUUAUACUGUCCCCUUCAGAAUAACUAGUAUCAACGAUGGUCUAUAUUUUGGCCUUCACACCAAUAAGUCUGACAUAGACGAGCAGUGCGAGACAAAUAGAGGCUACAGGGUUAUCCUACAUCAUCCUGCUGAAGUUCCAACGUUGUCACAAAGGUACACGCUCUUAUCCAGUGACCAGAAUUACAGAUUCUGGAUUAAACCCGACAUAAUAACGACCUCUACAAAUUUACAAGACUACGAUCCUCACAAGAGAGGUUGCUACUUUGCCCACGAAAAAAAACUAAAAUUUUACAAGGUGUAUACUGAACCAAACUGCAGACAAGAAUGUGUUUCAAACUACACGAUCAAAAUUUGUGGCUGCUCCCUUUUUUACACACCACAUGAAAAAUCCUCCAGAAUUUGUGGGCAUUCAGACAUGUUGUGCGUACAUAUUGUCAAAGAAAAAUUGUUAACUAUUGAAAUGAAGUUCGAAAUUCUAGAAGAUAAUCCGACGUUUACGAAUGAGCAGUGGACAGAAGGUUGCGACUGUUUGCCCGCUUGUACUUCCAUAGCAUACAAUGCAGAGAUCGUUCCCGAACAAGUGUUAACUUCUGCGAACAAUGGAGUAAUUUCUAGUACAGUGUACAUGACUUUCAAAGAUUCCAGUUUUAUAACAAUGGAACGAAACGAGUUAUUUAGUAACGCCGACUUUUGGGCUAGUUGUGGUGGUCUAUUCGGGCUAUUUACAGGAUUUUCUGUGGUAUCUCUGUCAGAAAUUAUCUACUUUUCAACAAUAAAAUGGAUAUGCAAUCUAUGGAAGAAUAGAAAAUGA
Zophobas morio is the source of this 1659-nucleotide messenger RNA. Its product is annotated as pickpocket protein 28-like. The transcript is spliced from 8 exons. Gene Ontology annotation, cellular component: plasma membrane. Gene Ontology annotation, molecular function: ligand-gated sodium channel activity. The record is from RefSeq and is a predicted model, not a curated record. NCBI's taxonomy places the organism in Eukaryota, Metazoa, Arthropoda, Insecta, Coleoptera, Tenebrionidae. The coding region runs from base 1 to 1659 and encodes 552 amino acids. Gene Ontology annotation, biological process: sodium ion transmembrane transport.